Molecule: messenger RNA, 303 nt
Organism: Penicillium odoratum
Lineage: Eukaryota; Fungi; Ascomycota; Eurotiomycetes; Eurotiales; Aspergillaceae
Exons: 1
Coding region: 1-303 (100 amino acids)
Source: RefSeq, a predicted model, not a curated record
AUGAUGUUUCUUUGUACUUCAAGGUUUGAUAUUGAAGAGAAGGAGGCGAAGUAUCUAGAGAAAUUCUUCUCUCAUAUCGAGAUAGAAACAGCGAAGGAAGAGAAAGAUGAUAAGCUUGAGGAGGUGGAAUUUGACUUGAUUAGUGAUACUGAGGAGGCAGACGAGGAGACAAGUGAUCAUGUACAGCUAGAUGAGGUAGAUGAGCCCCAGCUUCCGGCACCUGAGAAUAGUACCCAGGUACGGGCAUCAGGACGGAAACGUAAGGCUCGAGAGGAUGAGGUCUUUGAGUAUUACUCAAAAUGA